This is a messenger RNA of Loa loa (African eye worm), 330 nucleotides long. RefSeq lists its product as hypothetical. The record is from RefSeq and is a predicted model, not a curated record. Lineage: Eukaryota; Metazoa; Nematoda; Chromadorea; Rhabditida; Onchocercidae. Bases 1 to 330 code for a protein of 109 amino acids. The transcript is spliced from 2 exons.
AUGACGGGCAUUUCCAUGGACCACAAAAAAGAGUAUGAAAAAUUUGUGAGCAGGGAUACAAAAUGCAUCGAGGAAAGCAUUGGUGAGUGGGAAAAUGAUGCCUUCCGGCAUGUUGCUAAAGAGAGAGCCGCAUCGGAAUAUCAAGCAAUGAACAAACUCCUGCACUAUCGUGAAGCAUGGAUGAUACAGAACACUAUGGUUUUGGAAAUAAACUUGGUUAGGAAAGGAUUUAAUUGUUUGCUAUCUUAUGAUGAUCAAAGUGAAUUCCUCAAGAAACCUAUCAAGAAACCUACCAAAAAUAUUGAGUAUUGCUCAAUGAAAAAUAAUUAA